AUGGGUGAUAGUGUGGGCCAGAGGAACAGUGUGGACUCCAUUCCUCACCCUUUGCCCAGUAAUGCCAGAUGCCAUCGCCUGCAGGAUUCCUUGUUCAGCUCAGAUAGUGGCUUCAGCAACUACCGUGGCAUCCUGAAUUGGUGUGUGGUGAUGCUGAUCCUGAGCAAUGCACGGUUGUUUUUGGAGAACCUUAUCAAGUACGGCAUCCUGGUGGACCCCAUCCAGGUGGUGUCUCUGUUUCUAAAGGACCCCUACAACUGGCCUGCUCCAUGCCUGGUUAUUGUGGCCAACAUCUUUGCUGUGGCUGCAUUCCAGAUUGAGAAGCGCCUGGCAGUGGGUGCCCUGACAGAGCAGGUGGGGCUGCUGCUGCAUGUGGCCAACCUGGCCACCAUCAUCUGCUUCCCAGCAGCGGUGGCUUUGCUGGUGGAGUCCAUCACUCCAGUGGGCUCCGUGUUGGCUCUGGCGUCGUACUCCAUCCUCUUCCUCAAGCUCUUCUCCUACCGGGAUGUCAACCUGUGGUGCCGUCAGCACAGGGCCAAGGCUAAGGCUGCCUCUGCAGCAAAGAAGGCCAAUGGGACUGCCACACAGAGCGCUGUGAGCUACCCAGACAACCUGACCUACCGGGAUCUCUACUACUUCAUUUUUGCCCCAACUCUGUGUUAUGAGCUCAACUUUCCCCGCUCCCCCCGAAUCCGAAAGCGGUUUCUGCUGCGGCGGGUCCUUGAGGUGCUGUUCUUCAUCCAGCUCCAGGUGGGGCUGAUACAGCAGUGGAUGGUACCUACCAUCCAGAACUCCAUGAAGACCUUCAAGGACAUGGAGUACUCACGCAUCAUAGAGCGCCUCCUCAAGCUGGCGGUCCCCAACCACCUCAUCUGGCUCAUCUUCUUCUACUGGCUCUUCCAUUCCUGCCUGAAUGCAGUGGCGGAGCUUAUGCAGUUUGGAGACCGGGAGUUCUACAGGGACUGGUGGAAUUCUGAGUCUGUCACCUACUUCUGGCAGAACUGGAACAUCCCAGUACAUAAGUGGUGCAGCAGACACUUUUACAAGCCUCUGCUCCGACGGGGCAGCAGCAAGUGGCUGGCCAGGGCAGGGGUGUUCAUGGCUUCGGCCUUCUUCCACGAGUACCUGGUCAGCAUCCCCCUGCGCAUGUUCCGCCUCUGGGCAUUCACCGCCAUGAUGGCUCAGGUCCCACUGGCCUGGCUUGUGGGCAACUUCUUUCAGGGCAACUACGGCAACGCGGCUGUGUGGCUGACGCUCAUCAUCGGGCAGCCGGUGGCCGUGCUCAUGUAUGUCCACGACUAUUACGUGCUCCACUGCGAGGCCCCCACGGCAGGAGCCUGAACCUGCGCAGGGCACCUCGGCCCAGAGCGCUGAGGCCUGCUCCUGCCUCAGGAGGCCUUCCGCCCCUAUGGGGCGCCCCGCUGUUCUCCUUAGGGGUGGUGACACCACACCAGCUGGCGGGAGCCAGUGCUAGGUCUGUGCUGCCCAGGGACCAAGGGUGUCAAUAAAGUGCUGUCCAAGGCGACCUCCCUCAGCCUGGUGGGGGUGGGGUGGGGGUAUCAGUGGGUGAGGGCCCAUCCCACCCUGGUGAGUGGCAGUGCUGUGGGUAGCUGUCCCACAGGCUGGAAGCCCGGACAUGCUCAAGAUUCUUGGCCAAGGUUGUGGUGUUGGUGGAUGUGUAAACGUAUGUUCUUCUGGGUUGUGUGAACGACUGCUUAGCUACAGAAGUGGCAAACCAUUGCAGCUAGAGUUCCUGGGCCACCUUGUGGUUUUGGAAAGAUCAGACGAAGUACAACUUGGCCUGCUAAUCCCAAUGGAAGAUGAACCUGCCUGGCUCGUCAGUCUCGUGGGUUCCCCACAGUUGGACUGCUCAGUGCAGGGGGCUGACUAGGCACCCCGCAGAGCAGUAAUUUUUCCUGCUUCCUGGAACCCUCCCCUCCUCCCCUUACUUAUGUGUAGCUUUCCUGGCAAAGGGGGACAGCCCUGUGACAUCAGGGGUGCCUUGUCCCUAGACCCUGCCUAGUCCUACCAAGUCAGGGAGGGAGCAGAGGCCAGAGUAGGAGGUAGCCCAGGGAUCCUAGCCGUUUCCCCUCCCCUCCCACCGGUUUUUUUUUGGUGGUCAUUUAAAAACUUUUGUCUGAGGUCCAGUAACAUGGCUAUCUGCAGGGCGGGGGGCUGCCCUGUCAGCAGCCUGCCUAGCCCCCAUCUAUGGUGCCUUGUCUCCUGUAGCACGGCGGUGUUGGGGAGGAGGGGACUGUCUGAGAGCUCUCUUCUUGGAGUCCUGCAAACAUGUUCGUGUACAGACAGCAUCUCUGACCUCCCCGCCGCCGAUGGCCAUAACUCAGACUUGCUGGGACAGUAGGGGGCCUGCCUCCCCUCCCCGCUCUUAAUCAGGAGAGCUUGAUGCAGGGAUCAGGGAUGUUCAAAUGCCCCCUGGCUGAGGCCACCUCCCCAUCUGGUGUCGAGAACCCAUGCAAAUGUCUGCUAGCAGGAGCAGGGCCAGAGCCAGUCUAACGCUUCCUGGACAUACAUGAGGUGGCUCUGCUGAGAUGACAGCCCAUGUGCCACCUGUGCCCCCUGCCCUGAAUGGAUGCACCUUGGGAAAAUACAUCCUUGGGGG
Dipodomys ordii (Ord's kangaroo rat) is the source of this 2620-nucleotide messenger RNA. RefSeq names its product diacylglycerol O-acyltransferase 1 (gene Dgat1). Gene Ontology annotation, molecular function: diacylglycerol O-acyltransferase activity. NCBI's taxonomy places the organism in Eukaryota, Metazoa, Chordata, Mammalia, Rodentia, Heteromyidae. Gene Ontology annotation, biological process: triglyceride biosynthetic process. The record is from RefSeq and is a predicted model, not a curated record. The transcript is spliced from 17 exons. Bases 1 to 1341 code for a protein of 446 amino acids. Gene Ontology annotation, cellular component: endoplasmic reticulum membrane.